CCAUAAGAGUUGUAGAAGUUGAUAUCCAUAUAUCAAUCUUUAGGUUCAUUGCAUUAAUAAAUCAUGAAAACCUUCCUUCCUUUCUUUGCAUUUCUGUCACUUCUCCUGUUUGCAGACACCAUUGUAGCAGCUAGGAAAGAUGGUGGAGAGUAUUGGAGAGCUGUAAUGAAAGACCAACCUAUGCCUCAUGCACUCCAAGGCCUUGUUCAGAUCGAGGUCACCUCCGCCGGUUCCGGUGAGCUGAACGAAGAGAUUAUUAUUUCUGAGGAUUUUAAACGACCAGUGAGGCCUAAUGGAAAUGAGAAGAAGUCCACAUUUUGUGAAGAUCUCGAGCCGAGGCCAAAUGCUUUGGCUUACGGGGACGACGAGAAUCUAAAAGUGAAGAAAUCGUCAUCUUUUGCCAAAGAUUUCGAGCCGAGGCCAAACCUUUCGGCUUACGGUGGUGAUGCUAAUCUGAAACGAAAGAGAUCAUCAUCAUUUACCGAAGAUUUCGAACCGAGACCAAAUGUUUCAGCUUACGGAGACGAUGGUAAUCUUAAAGUAGAAAAAAAAUCAUUAACUGAUGAUUUUGAACAGAUACCGGACGUCACCAUUUAUCAUGGGUAAAAGUGAACAAGAACA
Hibiscus syriacus is the source of this 621-nucleotide messenger RNA. Its product is annotated as organ-specific protein P4-like. The coding region runs from base 64 to 606 and encodes 180 amino acids. The record is from RefSeq and is a predicted model, not a curated record. The transcript is spliced from 2 exons. NCBI's taxonomy places the organism in Eukaryota, Viridiplantae, Streptophyta, Magnoliopsida, Malvales, Malvaceae.